Engraulis encrasicolus (European anchovy) is the source of this 542-nucleotide messenger RNA. RefSeq names its product AT-rich interactive domain-containing protein 1A-like. The record is from RefSeq and is a predicted model, not a curated record. Bases 1 to 525 code for a protein of 174 amino acids. The transcript is spliced from 5 exons. Lineage: Eukaryota; Metazoa; Chordata; Actinopteri; Clupeiformes; Engraulidae.
AUGGAUAAGCCUCUUCGCUUUGGAGCAGAUGUUCCUGCUGGUCAGAGCCCCAUGCAGCUUAAGAGACCCCCUUCUCCAGUGCCAAGCUGUGUGUCCAUGAGGAGUGACCAGUCCAUGGAGCAGCCUCUUCGCUUUGGAGCAGAUGCUCCUGCUGGCCAGAGCCCCAUGCAGCUUAAGAGACCCCCUUCUCCAGUGCCGAGCUGUGUGUCCAUGAAGAGUGACCAGUCCAUGGAGCAGCCUCUUCGCUUUGGAGCAGGAGAUGUUCCUGCUGGUCAGAGCCCCAUUCAGCUUAAGAGACCCCCUUCUCCAGUGCCUAGCUGUGUGUCCAUGAAAAGUGACCAAUCCAUGGAUAAGCCUCUUCGCUUUGGAGCAGGAGAUGUUCCUGCUGGUCAGAGCCCCAUGCAGCUUAAGAGACCCCCUUCUCCAGUGCCUAGCUGUGUGUCCAUGAAAAGUGACCAAUCCAUGGAUAAGCCUCUUCGCUUUGGAGCAGAUGUUCCUGCUGGUCAGAGGUGGGUAUCAGACUGACAUUCACACAGGAAAUA